AAAGUCUUGUCAACAACCCCCAACACGGAGCCAUUACCGGUUUCUACCACUCUUUCUUUCUCUCUUUUUAUUUUUUCCCUUUCUUUCUUUCUUCUCUUCUCCUCUCACUCACCCUCCGUACAAAACAUCAUGUGAGAGUUUCGCUGGUUUCUAUCCUCUCCUCGCUGUCCAUACCCCAAAUUUGCAAGUGCAACCAUCUUUGUCACAGUUUCUUCACUUCACCACCUUAAACUUUUUCCUACCUCCUUGGACCCCAACAAAAAAAAAAAAAACAUCACACAAGUGCUGAUGAUAGCUAUGUGUGGCCCUCAGACCUUACAACCAUUCAUUACCAAUCCCUUUGCUAUUUUAGGGUUGUGCAGCCCUUAGGGUUUUCUUGUUCCUCACACCCAAAAUUGAGCACCACUUCCUGUUGAAGCUCUUGUUCAGCUUGGUUAAUUAGCUGACUGGGAGGUGUUUCUGUUUCCCUGAUUUCAGAGAUUAAUGGAGGAAUACACUAAUAACAAUCACUUGAGUGAAAACACUGCUCCAAGUCCAAGUUCAAGGCCUAAUUUCUUGUACUCUCCCCCCAGUGGUGGAAGCCAUAGCCAUAGCCAUAGCCAUAGCCAUAACCAUCACCAGCAUCAGCAUCAGCAUCAUAGUCAUCACCACCAGCAUCAUCAGUUUCCAAUCAACACCUUCCAUCUUCAAUCGGGUGGAUCAGAUCAUUGCUUUCAGUCUGAUCAAGUGGCACCACACCCUUCUGUGAAAACCGAAGCCAGCACUUCUCAGCUUCACGCUCCUAUUUUCCACUACCCUUUAAUGAGAGGUACCCUUCACAACAACACCACCACCACUAUGCAUCACCAUCCCCAUCAACAAGGAGGGAGUCCUACAAGCUCCACCACCGAAGUUGAAGCCAUAAAAGCUAAAAUCAUUGCUCACCCUCAGUACUCCAAUCUUUUGGAAGCUUAUAUGGAUUGCCAAAAGAUAGGAGCUCCACCUGAAGUGGUGGCGCGUAUGGUUGCGGCAAAGCAAGAGUUUGAGGCACGGCAAAGAUCCUCAGGUGGUUCCAGGGAUACCUCGAAAGACCCUGAACUCGAUCAAUUCAUGGAAGCAUACUAUGACAUGCUUGUGAAGUAUAGAGAGGAAUUAACAAGGCCUAUUCAAGAGGCCAUGGAUUUCAUGCGAAGGAUAGAAACUCAGCUAAAUAUGCUAUGCAAUGGACCCGUCAGGAUCUUCUCUGAAGAUAAAUGUGAAGGGGUUGGUUCAUCAGAUGAGGAUCAAGAGAACAGUGGAGGAGAAACAGAACUUCCGGAGAUUGAUCCUCGAGCAGAAGAUCGUGAGCUUAAAAACCACUUACUGAGGAAGUACAGUGGUUACUUGAGUAGCCUUAAGCAAGAACUUUCCAAGAAGAAAAAGAAAGGGAAACUCCCCAAAGAUGCAAGGCAAAAGCUACUUAACUGGUGGGAAUUACAUUACAAAUGGCCAUAUCCUUCGGAAUCAGAGAAGGUGGCAUUGGCUGAAUCAACUGGUUUGGACCAAAAGCAAAUAAAUAACUGGUUCAUAAACCAAAGAAAGAGGCACUGGAAACCAUCUGAAGACAUGCAAUUUAUGGUGAUGGAUGGUCUGCAUCCCCAAAGUGCAACUCUCUACAUGGAUGGUCAUUACAUGGCAGAUGGUCACUACCGUCUAGGGCCAUGACAUCACAUGGCCAUGCUAUAUAUUUAUAUAUUAUUUUAUAUUUUAAGUAUUAUUAUUAUUAUUAUUAUUAUUAUUAUUAUUUAAAUGCAAGGUAUGAGUUUCUCAUUAACAAAGAGACUGUGACCAAACUGGGUAGCAGUCAGCACUGUAGCUACUAGUUUCAGUGUCAAGCAUACCAUGAACAUUAAUGGUUUCUGCUUGUGAUUGUGCAGUGUGAGUACUUUCAGUAGUUUGCCAUAGUCAUGUUCUACGUUCUAUUAAACAGUGAGACAUUUGCUUAUUAUAUAUUUUCAGUAUAAUUAAUAUUGGCAGAGAUCAUUCAUGAGA
Vigna umbellata (rice bean) is the source of this 2010-nucleotide messenger RNA. RefSeq names its product homeobox knotted-like protein (gene KNAT1). Gene Ontology annotation, molecular function: DNA-binding transcription factor activity, RNA polymerase II-specific; DNA binding. Gene Ontology annotation, biological process: regulation of DNA-templated transcription. NCBI's taxonomy places the organism in Eukaryota, Viridiplantae, Streptophyta, Magnoliopsida, Fabales, Fabaceae. Gene Ontology annotation, cellular component: nucleus. The record is from RefSeq and is a predicted model, not a curated record.